CGAGCGGUAUUCGCAUUUAGUAACGUGCUGCCCCUCGAACAAGAUCUCCCGCUUUUGCCCGGUCCGCUCGAAAGGGAAAAACGAACGCUCUCCAUCGAAUUGGCAUAGAUUUGGUGCCCUCCGAGCUGAAAAUGUCGGGCGAUGUGCAGCCGCGAAAGCGCAAGGAUAAGCGCCGGAAACGCGAUGAUCGCAGGUCCGAGGGCGAUGUGACUGUGCUGCGUCAGUCCAGCUUUCAAGAUGACGACGAAUCUUCGCACGGCGUUCACAUUACAAAGAUGGGAAACGAAGAUCUCCACCUGCACGUGCACCACGAGCACGGCACCGGCGGUCACUGGUGCGCCAAGAUCGUAUUCUUCGCUCUGAUGGCGGUUCUACUCGGCUUGGUGGGUCUGAUCAUCAUGGAGAACCGCGGCCUGGAGGAUCUGGACACUCCCCUUUCGGAGUCACGUUUCUCCAAAGUCUUUGAUGGCUGGGUGGACGAGCAUCGGGAUGAGCAUGAUGCCCAUGAUGUGCACGAGCCCUCUGGAGAGGCUUUGGAUGAUCACGAUGAGCACGACGACCAUGACGAUCAUGACGAGGAAGAGGAAGAACCCCUUUCAGAGGAAUUAGAAGAAGAUGAAGAACUGGAAGAGGAGGAGGAAGAGCCUACUGAGGAGGAGGAGCCAGAGGCAGAUGAAGAUGAGCAGGAGGAAGACGAAGAGGAUGAUGAGAACAAUGCGGGCGAGAACAUAACCGCCGAGGAUGCUGAGGAGGAAGAGGAGGAUGACGAGGAGGAGGGCACAGUGGAGGCUACGGUAGAGGCUACCACUGAAGCCACUACAGAAGCCACUGCGGAGUACGAAGCUGAAGACGAGGAGGAGGAUGAGGAUGAAGCUGCAGCUGAUGAGGCUGAUGCAGUAGAGUCUACAGAAGCCCCAAAGUCAGAAGCUGAUGAGCAGGAGGAAGAAGAUGAGGAUGAGGAAGAGCAGGAGGUGGAAGAGUCUGUAGAGCCACCAAGAUCGCAGUCUGCCGCACAAAGUGCUCCCGCUCAAGAUGAUAGCGAGGAAGAUGAUGAUGAGGAGCAAGAUAAUAAGCAGGACCAGGACGAGCCCGAGGAAUCCCAGCCAGCGAAGGCAGUAGACAGCCGAGAGCAGGAUCAGGACCAGGACGACGGGGAGGAGCCCAAGGAGGAGGGCUCCUCCUGGUUGGCAUCCCUGGCCGUUAAACUUGGCGUUGGCGUUGCACUUGCCUUAGUUUCACGCCUUGUAUUGAUAAGGAAAAGUCCAAAUACAACCGAGGAUGAGCCCGCUCCGGAGGCCAUCAUGCGGCGCAGACUGACGAUUGCCACGGCCGAGGAUCACAUACCCGACGAUGUGGAGGAGCUGCCCCUGCUGGACGACGAUGAAUACUCCGAGGAGGAAAUCGAGAUCGAGGAGGAGAUCGAGGUGGAGAUCAGCGAUAUUGAGGAGGAGGACGAAGAUCGCCGCAAUAGCGACGACAAUGUGGCCUCCAUGGCCGACUAUGUGCCCGAAACUUUUGAGCAGCUGAGCGCCAUGUACAAGAUGGUGCAGGAUUGUGCCAAGGACAGCAAACCCGAUGAGAAGGAAAAGGAGUUGGAACAGCCGGCUGGAUCCAGCGACAUCUAUGUGGAGUACGAGGACGGGGCCAUUGAGGAUUACGAGCACGAGGGGGACAGCGAGGAUGAGGAGAUCACCGACGAGGAGGAGGACGAGAUCUCCGACGUGGACGACGCCGACCUGAUGAGCCGGCUGGAGGCCAAGUACGGCCGCCUGCCCGUCAAGGAGUUCGAAAGCGACCCCGACUCCGACGACCCCAGCUGGACACAGAUAAAGCCGAAAGAAGCUGCACCUGCUGCUCCCGCGGAGAAGGAGGAUGCCUUCGAGCAGGAGCUGCGCAAGGCCAACGAGGAGAUGAUUAGGGAGAACUAUGCCCAAGCCCUGCGAUCCUUUAACACGCUCACCACCGACCACGCCCACGAGCCAUCGGCCCACUUGGGGAGAGCCCGACUGCUGGAACUGCUGGCCAAGAAGGAACGGAGCAACCAGCGCCUCUGGGAAGCCAUCGAUGCCUACAAGAGGUACCUGGCCUUUGGCGAACUGGUCAAAAGCGAUCAGGAGUUUACCACCGCCGGCGAGAGCUGCAUUGAGAACCUGAGAUUUUUGGGUCACCACCGGCAGGCCGCCACCAUCCACGAGCUGCUCAUCGAGCGCCUGCCCGGGGAUCCCCGCCUGCGCAACCAACUCUCACUCACCCAUCUCAUGGUCAAUAAUCUCCAGCAGGUGGAAAAGGUGGCCAAGGACACGCUGAAGCUCUGGCCCAGCAAUGCUGUGGCCCAACUGCACUACGGCCUGGCCCUUAGGCAGCUCCAUGGUGACUAUGCGAAGGCUCUGCCGUAUCUGAGAUAUGCCGUGGAGUCCCAGGAAGAGGGCACCCAGGAGGAUUUCUUCUACUUGUCGCUGGGCGAGACCCUGCAGCGCCUGUCCAAGAAGUCCGAGGCUCUGAAUGUGUACAGGAAGGGGGUGGCCAAGGGCUUCUUUGACAGCCUCUAUCAGAGAUCGCUGUACAACGAGCCCGGGCUCAAGGCCCAGCCUUUUUGGCAGCCCAAGGAGACGGGCUACGAAAGGCAGCUGGACAGAUUGCGGCUCCACUGGCGGGCCAUACGUGAGGAGGGACUGGCCCUGCUGGGCGAGAGUGGCUUCUUCCAGGACGAGGCGGAACUGCUGCGCGACCAGGGCGUGUGGCAGCAGUACGAGCUCUUUGCCCAGGGUCGCCGGGUGAAGGACAACUGCCGCAGGACCCCAAUAACCUGCGGCCUGCUGCAGGAGUUUCCCGAGUCCGCGGGCUGUCGUCGCGGCCAGGUGAAGUUCAGUGUGAUGCAGGCCGGCACGCACGUGUGGCCACACUGCGGACCCACCAACUGCCGGCUGAGGGCGCACCUCACCCUGGUGGCUCCAGAGUCGGAGAAAACCUCGCUCCGCGUGGCUGAGCAGGAGAGAACCUGGCGUGAGGGCGAACUCUUCGUAUUCGACGAUAGCUUCGAGCACGAGGUGUGGCACAACGGCAGCCAGCCCCGCCUGGUGCUCAUCCUGGACCUGUGGCAUCCGCAGCUGACCCCCGCCCAACGGCGCAGCUUGUCACCCAUUUAACAGCGGGCGUUACUUAGUGGGCUAAGUAGUUCCGGUUGCUAGGCCUGUAAUUUAGUUCAAUUUCCCAAAUCGCAUCGUUCAUUGUUAGUUAAAUCUCCAUGUUUUGUAUAGGCAUUCUAAUUAUACCUCUUAAUCGUUAAGCUCGGCUUGAAUGCGUGUUUAGGCUAUAUAGACGUCAAUUGAUCUGUGCAUAUACGAUACCAUAUACUACUAGCGUUGGCUGGCAGCUUACCCUCGCUUUUGUACGUUACAGAAAUAGAGAACCUUUUAGGAUUCGACAA
Molecule: messenger RNA, 3427 nt
Organism: Drosophila biarmipes
Lineage: Eukaryota; Metazoa; Arthropoda; Insecta; Diptera; Drosophilidae
Gene: Asph
Product: aspartyl/asparaginyl beta-hydroxylase
Exons: 15
Coding region: 132-3146 (1004 amino acids)
Biological process (GO): peptidyl-aspartic acid hydroxylation
Cellular component (GO): endoplasmic reticulum
Molecular function (GO): protein binding; peptidyl-aspartic acid 3-dioxygenase activity
Source: RefSeq, a predicted model, not a curated record